Messenger RNA from Penicillium pulvis, 705 nucleotides. RefSeq lists its product as uncharacterized. Bases 1 to 705 code for a protein of 234 amino acids. Lineage: Eukaryota; Fungi; Ascomycota; Eurotiomycetes; Eurotiales; Aspergillaceae. The record is from RefSeq and is a predicted model, not a curated record. The transcript is spliced from 3 exons.
AUGACUGCCAUUCCACCUUCAAACCCACUUCCUAUCUUCGCCUUUUCUCCCUCUCGCGAUAUGCAGUCCUCCUACUCAUCUUCCUAUUCAUCAUCCUACUCAUCCUCUCCCGGCGGUAUGGAUUUCUUCUUUCGCGGUCCGUCUGCCUACGACAACCUGUGCGAUGUCGACGGCAGCUCAUUUACGACCCCGGAUUUUGCGCCGGAGUUUGUCUCGGAGCCUUAUAGUUACUCCUUCACAAGUGCGCCAAACGCGCCUGCACCAUACAUUUAUGGUUCUAUGAAUGAAAUCCCCGUCUACGAUACUUCACUCAUGGCAACCGGACUACCCAGUAGUCCUGCCGCGAGUAGCUGUGGAAGCUCAUAUGGAAGCUUCAACAUGCACGAGGAAGUUGUCCCAAUGCCCAGUUUCCCUCUUGCUCCAGAGGAUUCGGGUCCCGAGUCCCCACCCGCUCCAUCCAAACCAGCUAAGCCCUUCGGUUGCGACGAUUGCGGAAAGGCUUUCACACGCUUUGCGGACUUGAAGCGUCACCAAUCCAGCGUCCACUACCCUGUAUUCCGCAACUGCCCUGUCGAGCACUGCUCCCGCAAAGGUGCCAAUGGAUUCCCUCGUCAGGAUCACCUGGUUGAACACUUGCGUUCAUACCACCAUCUCGAUGUGCCGAAACGGCGGGCCUUGAAACGCUCCGCCAAGGAUAUGGCUUGA